UUCUCUAUUAAAAAAUAAAUUUAUAAAACCAUUACAGACAUGCCUAGAAAAUGCUCAGUAGGUAAUUGUCGUGGAAAUUAUGACAGUGCAAAUGAGCAUGUUAAAGUUUACAAAUUUCCAAGUGACAAAGAAUUAUGCGAAAGAUGGUUAGCAGCUUUACCAAAUAAAAUUCAAUCACCAACAAACAAUAUGGGUGUUUGUGAAAAGCACUGGCCUUUGGGGUGUAGUAUGCACUAUCCAAAAAGAUCUAAAUAUCAGAUUCCAUCAGAUCCUCCUUCACUAUUUCCUGGGUGUUUUCCUUCAUGUUACGACAAACAGGCAAAACAUUCCGUCAAAUAA
This is a messenger RNA of Hydra vulgaris (swiftwater hydra), 339 nucleotides long. The record is from RefSeq and is a predicted model, not a curated record. NCBI's taxonomy places the organism in Eukaryota, Metazoa, Cnidaria, Hydrozoa, Anthoathecata, Hydridae.